Messenger RNA from Mus musculus (house mouse), 3876 nucleotides. It is a transcript of the gene Fmo4, whose product is annotated as flavin containing monooxygenase 4. Gene Ontology annotation, molecular function: flavin adenine dinucleotide binding; monooxygenase activity; NADP binding. The coding region runs from base 1361 to 3106 and encodes 581 amino acids. The transcript has 12 exons. NCBI's taxonomy places the organism in Eukaryota, Metazoa, Chordata, Mammalia, Rodentia, Muridae. Gene Ontology annotation, biological process: xenobiotic metabolic process. The record is from RefSeq and is a predicted model, not a curated record. Gene Ontology annotation, cellular component: endoplasmic reticulum membrane.
CCGAGACCUUCAUUUAGUGGCCUAGCAAUUCAAGUGUUCUUCUUGGUGACAGCCAUUUGUUCCUGGUUAGAAGCCAUCUGUGCCUCCUUCUCAACUCAAGAGACUCCACAGUUACCUUUGCCCACUUGCUUCCACACUCCCUGUUCAACAUAACUCUGUGAUAUACUGUUUUUAGAAAGAACCAAGGACAGGAGGGGACACGUGACUGAAGAACGAACACCAAGAAAAGUCUUGCGCUCAGCCAUUUGUCUAAUACAAAAUCCUUUGAUGUGUUUGCAUGUCUGACUUCCGGUUCAGAAAAUGGUCAGUGGUAACGAACUUCCCUCAGCAACAACAAAUCGACAUGGGCCACCGUCACUAUGGUGGCUUCCAAGCAUUGAGAGAAAAUACAUACAAGCCCUGGCUUUUUGUUAUUAACUACUGCUACUGCUUCCUCAGUUGUUCUUCCUGUGACAAAGCAUUGGAAAACACCAAGUACAUGUGGUAGUCUCUCUCUCUCUCUCUCUCUCUCUCUCUCUCUCUUGCUCUCUCUCGCUCUCUCCCUCUCUCUCCCUCUCUCCCCCGCUCUCCCUCUCACUCACUCUUAUGUUGGUUUAAGAGGCGAAUCAUCAAUCCAGUCAUUAAAACCUAUUAUCAUCCACAUAUAGGCAAUAGUUCUUAGCCAUCGAACUAAAACGGAAGCCAUUAUUUUGGAAUGUGUAGGAAUGUGGGGGAAGUUGGCACAGAGUAGUGGAUGGAUAUGAUCAUAUUUGACUGGAUACAUAUAAAAAAUCUCCAAGAAAAAAUAAUAUGACGGAGAAUGAAAUCAGGGUGUCACUAAGAAGGAUGAAAGUUUGGCGCCCUCUAAAGGCACCCAGCCUUCUGAUGCCUUUACCUCUUGUCCAUUGGAGGGUGUGGGAAAGGGGCAGGACUCCCGUUGUUUCUAAUCUGAAAGCUGAAUUCUAAAUCGUCACUCCGCCCUCCCCCGCACCCCGAGAUUGUGGAAUUCACAUUAAUACAACUCCCUGUUGUCCAUAGCCUGGCAGAAGAAGCCACCGGUUUUUGUGUUAAACUGAGAGUUUGACCAAAGUCAGCAAAGUGAGCACUGUUUCCACUUCAGGACAAGGCUCUGAGACUGAAACUUCUUCCUUGUGUUCUAUAAAACAAACUCCACCUUUGACCUCUCACCUUUGGCUUCUCACCUGAUCAGUGCUUGCAAGACAGGGCAUGACGGAGAUCUGACAACUUCUGACCUUCAUCCAGAAAUUCAAGAGUUCUUCACGGUGAAGGCCAUUUGUCCCUGGUUAAACACCACCCCAUAUUCACAACUCAAGGGAACUCACAGUAGGAAAGUUUGAAGUGUCCAGUCUCCUUCUCCCAAAUGAACUCAGCUGGAAUGGAAGCGGUAACAGCUUUGGAAAUACACAGUAAGCCAGAGCGCACCAUGGCCAAGAAGGUGGCAGUGAUUGGAGCUGGCGUAAGUGGCCUGUCCUCUAUCAAGUGCUGCUUGGACGAGAACCUGGAGCCCACCUGCUUUGAGAGAACUAGCGACUUUGGCGGACUGUGGAAGUUUGCUGACACUUCCGAGGAUGGGAUGACCAGGGUUUACAGGUCACUAGUGACAAAUGUCUGCAAAGAAAUGUCAUGUUACAGUGACUUCCCAUUCCGAGAAGAUUACCCCAACUUCAUGAGCCAUGAGAAAUUCUGGGACUAUCUCAGAGAAUUUGCUGAGCACUUUGGCCUGCUGAGAUAUAUUCGGUUUAAGACAACUGUGCUCAGUGUAACAAAGCGCCCAGACUUCUCUGAAACUGGCCAGUGGGAUGUUGUCACAGAGACAGAAGGCAAACGGGACAGGGCAGUAUUUGACGCUGUUAUGGUUUGCACUGGGCAAUUCCUGAGCCCACAUUUACCUCUGGAGUCCUUUCCUGGAAUCCAUAAGUUUAAAGGACAGAUCCUGCACAGCCAAGAGUACAGGAUUCCAGAUGCCUUCCGGGGCAAGCGCAUCCUGGUGGUUGGUCUUGGAAACACUGGCGGGGACAUAGCAGUAGAGCUCAGUGAAAUAGCAGCUCAGGUGUUUCUCAGCACUAGAACUGGCACCUGGGUCCUAAGCCGCUCCUCACCUGGUGGCUACCCUUUCAAUAUGAUACAAACAAGAUGGCUCAAUUUCCUUGUACGAGUUCUGCCUUCACGUUUUAUAAACUGGACUCACGAGAGGAAAAUGAAUAAAAUACUUAACCAUGAGAAUUAUGGAUUAAGCAUUGCAAAAGGGAAAAAACCAAAAUUUAUUGUAAAUGAUGAACUACCAACCUGUAUACUUUGUGGGAAAGUCACCAUGAAAACCAGCGUGAAGGAUUUUACAGAAUCUUCUGUCAUCUUUGAAGAUGGUACAACAGAAGCCAACAUUGAUGUAGUGAUCUUCACUACAGGAUAUGAAUUUUCUUUUCCCUUUUUUGAAGAACCUCUCAAAAGCCUUUGUACAAAGAAGAUCAUCCUAUACAAGCGAGUCUUUCCCCCAAAUUUGGAGAGAGCAACAUUAGCCAUUAUUGGCCUGAUCAGCCUUAAUGGGUCGAUCUUAGUGGGCACAGAGUUCCAAGCACGAUGGGCCACAAGAGUAUUCAAAGGACUCUGUAGCAUACCUCCAUCUCAGAAACUGAUGGCCGAAGCCACUAAAACGGAGCAGCUCAUUAAAAGGGGUGUGAUUAAAGAUACCAGCCAAGACAAACUGGACUUCAUUACCUACAUGGACGAGCUCACUCAGUGCAUAGGCGCGAAGCCCAGCAUUCCACUUUUGUUCAUUAAGGAUCCAAGAUUGGCUUGGGAAGUUUUCUUUGGACCAUGUACCCCUUACCAAUACCGCCUAGUGGGCCCUGGAAGAUGGGAUGGAGCCAGAAAUGCCAUCCUGACACAGUGGGACAGGACUCUGAAACCAUUAAAAACUCGAAUUGUUCCUAAGUCCCCCGAGCCUACCUCCCUCUCACAUUACUUAAUAGCUUGGGGGGCACCUGUCCUGCUUGUCUCUCUUUUACUUAUCUACAAAUCUUCACAUUUUCUUGAAUUGGUACAAGGUAAGCUACCGAGAAGAUUUCCCCCUUACCGAUUACUGUGGUACAUGCCCCAGAACUCAUGAGUUGGUCUCCAGUUUACCAAUGGAGGAAGGUGUCUGGGACACCCUCUUUAAACAGAUUGGUGCUGCUCUCAACACUGGAUCACUCUCAGUAGGGCAGGUUGUCAUAAAGCAAGGCUGCCUCUGAUCUCAUCACGUUUUUUGUGCAUUUAUUUGUGCCCUUUGAACUUUCUACCAUGUAAUGACAUAGAACAAACCUCUCACUAGAAGCUGUCACUGUAUCCUUGAGCCCUCCAGCCUCCAGAACCAUAAACAAAAUUUACCCAUUUCAUUCAUUCUAUUGUGAUGAUGGGAAAUGAUCUGAGAUGCCUCAUUACUGAUUGCUAAAGAUUAAUAUGAUUGCUUGUGAGGGCUGCACUAAGCCAUGAGAGUUCCCCCUCAAGUAUCUUGGGCAUGCCUACUCUCUUCCCAUAGUGUCUUCCAAGUUCAUGCCUCACUGGCAUGCCCAUAGGCCAACCUAUCUAGGCAAUUACCCGCUGAGAAUCUAUUUCAAGAUUAUUUUAAGUUAUGUAAAGCUGACAAUUAUAAAAUACCUAUCAUGCGUAGAAUCACACGACUUUUUGUUUGAGGGACUGUGGAGUUUUGUGGGGUCUGGUGUUUCAGGAGUAUUUUGGUUUUGGUUUAAGAUGAGGUCUCAGUAUAUGGCUUUGGCUGGCCUUGAACUCUUAAGGAGAUCUUCUCACCUCUGCCUGACUGCUGUAAUGUAAAAAUAUGUGCCACCAAACCCAGCUGUCACUUGAUGUUUUGUAUCUUAUAAUAAAUGAUGGAGCCUU